AAUCAGCUAGAAGCAAAAUUCCUAAACUGAACAUUCAGCACCCAGGAGCUGGCGAAAAGUCAGCAAAACAGCAACAGGGGAGAUGAUGACUCCUGGGACUUCUAAUACGACCCUUUGCAAUUUCCCUCACAACGUCCAGCGUCCAGGGACAAGUUCCUUCCACUUGAUUGUCCUGAAGUGCACGAAGCGGAGGAGAACCGCCUCGAGGGUGAUGAUAGGCCCCAUUAUGAUGCAGAGAAUGUUGAGGUGUGUGGAGCCCAGGGCUCAGAGGAUUCUCCCCACAGCGAUGGUCCGCUGGAAAAGGCCAUUGUGGGCAAUAGACGUGAAGAAAUGUGAAGCCCCCGCGGGUUUUCUCGAUGUGAGAGGGUUCCUGAAUACCUGGCAGAAUCCAAGGACCCCUUUCGUUCUUUCUCCACAUUGCUUGAUGGGAGGCAUUAUGGCCCCCAAAGACAUAAUGACAAAUACUCAUGCUAAAUCCAUCCUCAAUUCAAUGAACUCCCUCCGGAAGAGCAAUACCCUCUGCGAUGUGACACUGAGAGUAGAGCAGAAAGACUUCCCUGCCCAUCGGAUUGUGUUGGCCGCCUGUAGCGAUUACUUCUGUGCCAUGUUCACUAGUGAGCUUUCAGAGAAGGGGAAACCUUAUGUUGAUAUUCAAGGCUUAACUGCUUCUACCAUGGAGAUUCUGUUGGACUUCGUGUACACUGAAACUGUACAUGUGACGGUGGAGAAUGUACAAGAACUGCUUCCUGCAGCCUGUCUGCUUCAGCUGAAAGGUGUGAAGCAAGCCUGCUGUGAGUUCUUAGAAAGUCAGUUGGACCCCUCUAAUUGCCUGGGUAUCAGGGAUUUUGCUGAAACUCACAAUUGUGUUGACCUGAUGCAAGCAGCUGAGGUUUUUAGUCAGAAGCAUUUUCCGGAAGUGGUACAGCAUGAAGAAUUCAUUCUUCUAAGUCAAGGAGAAGUGGAAAAGCUAAUCAAGUGCGAUGAAAUUCAGGUGGAUUCUGAGGAGCCAGUCUUUGAAGCUGUCAUCAACUGGGUGAAGCACGCCAAAAAGGAGCGAGAAGAAUCCUUACCUGACCUGCUGCAGUACGUCCGGAUGCCCCUGCUGACCCCCAGGUACAUCACAGACGUCAUAGAUGCUGAGCCUUUCAUCCGCUGUAGUUUACAGUGCAGGGAUCUAGUUGAUGAAGCAAAGAAGUUUCAUCUGAGACCUGAACUGCGAAGUCAGAUGCAGGGACCCAGGACGAGGGCUCGUCUAGGAGCCAAUGAAGUGCUUCUGGUGGUUGGGGGCUUCGGAAGCCAGCAGUCUCCCAUCGACGUGGUAGAGAAAUAUGACCCCAAGACUCAGGAGUGGAGCUUUUUGCCAAGCAUCACUCGUAAGAGACGUUACGUGGCCUCAGUGUCCCUACAUGACCGGAUCUAUGUAAUUGGUGGCUAUGAUGGCCGUUCCCGCCUUAGUUCGGUGGAAUGUCUAGACUACACAGCAGAUGAGGAUGGGGUCUGGUAUUCUGUAGCCCCUAUGAAUGUCCGACGAGGCCUUGCUGGAGCCACCACCCUAGGAGAUAUGAUCUACGUGUCUGGAGGCUUUGAUGGAAGUAGGCGUCAUACCAGUAUGGAGCGGUAUGACCCAAACAUUGACCAGUGGAGCAUGCUGGGAGAUAUGCAAACCGCCCGGGAGGGUGCUGGACUAGUUGUGGCCAGUGGAGUGAUCUACUGCCUAGGAGGAUAUGAUGGCUUGAAUAUUUUAAAUUCAGUUGAGAAAUAUGAUCCCCACACAGGACAUUGGACUAAUGUUACACCAAUGGCCACUAAGCGCUCUGGUGCAGGAGUAGCCCUGCUGAAUGACCAUAUUUAUGUGGUGGGGGGAUUUGAUGGUACAGCCCACCUUUCUUCUGUUGAAGCAUACAACAUUCGCACCGAUUCCUGGACAACUGUCACUAGUAUGACCACUCCACGAUGCUAUGUAGGGGCCACAGUGCUUCGCGGGAGACUUUAUGCUAUUGCGGGAUACGAUGGGAAUUCCCUGCUGAGUAGCAUCGAGUGCUAUGACCCUAUCAUCGACAGUUGGGAAGUAGUGACAUCCAUGGGAACCCAGCGCUGUGAUGCUGGCGUGUGUGUUCUUCGAGAGAAGUGACCGUUGUUGGAGCACCAUCCAGAGCUAGUGACCAGUCCAAGGGACAGUUUACAGGAGCGUCAAGGAUCCUUUCCAGAAUAUCUAUUUCUCACCGUGUGCACAGGGUGAUUACAAGCACCAGUGUGGUGAUGAUUGUACUUAUUUGACACACACUCCACUUUGUGCUGGUAGUUCUCUCUGAGGAGGGUGGGUAACAGACACUCAAGGGAAGACAAUGCACACUGAAUGGAUCUGAGAGGCCAGACCAUCUCUCCUUGGCCAGAGAGCACUGUCAUGUGCUUGGGAGAAUCCAUAUAUAUGUUGUGCCUCGCGUAUUGCAGAGAAUUAAGGUGAGUAUGACCUACUAGAUGUGGACAGUAUCCAGCGUAUGAUUGGAAGGAUACCAACUUGAGUAAGCUGGGUAAAAUCCAAAUCUUGUUUUCCAGGAAUAAAUGUCUUUCCUAGUCUGCAGGUAACUAGGGGCGACACAGUUCCAUUCUGGAGGAUAAUAGAGGGGAAAGCCCCCUAUCAAAACUUGGGGGGCUUGGGGAGAGACCUGGCAUUGCCUUAAGGGACAAGGUUGGUGUAUCAGAACUGGGUUUAGAAUAAGGGAAGUAAACAGAAUUUGAUGGAACGUGAGUAAACCUAGAACACCGCUGAGGUAUAACCUGGAAGACUUAAAAGGGUGUGUCUUUGGAAGGAUCUUUUAAUUUCCCCAUGAUCUUUCUGGGUGCGCAUCUUGGCAUUGACAGAGUAAGAAUGAACAAAUGUUGGGAGAAGCAGAGAUGGAAUAAAGGUGGGAGUUUGGUAUGCCUGGGAACAAACUAGAAGUACCUGUGAUUUUACAGUCGUCUUAUUUCCCGCCAGGGCUCAUCUCUCCGUGGCAAGGUUUGCCUUGAGUCGGUGAGACACUGUCUGUCUGUGUUGAAUCAAAUACUACUACACUAUUAUACUUCAUUACUAUUUAUUUGGGGGUGGGGUGGGGGUGGCAGCAGCGUAGAAAUUCAGCUACCUGAUUACUGCCCUGUUCUUCUAAGGGCACACUUCUGCUAAGGAGUGGUUUUUACUGCUGUGUUUGGUACAAUUAGUCCUUUUCCUACUAUGAGGUUCCCUGACCUGUCCUUAGAGUGGAUUUUAUUCUUCCUGGGACAGAAUAAUCAAGGCAACCAAAACUCUUUUGUUAGUUCCAGUACUUGCUACCACCAUUUCUGAAUUUCUGAGCUACUAUUCAAGGCUCCCCUGUGUUACGGAAUGAAAUUCUUGGCUUUGUGGGUAUUGGGAGUGUGGGGAUGUGGUAACCUAAACAAGGAUGCACUUUCCCUUUAUUCUAAAAUUCCAUUUUUUUCCUCUUUCCCCGAGUUGUAUUGGUGUAAAGAGUUCAUUUCCUUUGUAUUUUUUUAAGAAAAUAUUAAAAAUCAGUGGUCUCAAGUGCCUAUAA
This is a messenger RNA of Herpailurus yagouaroundi (jaguarundi), 3548 nucleotides long. RefSeq names its product kelch like family member 12 (gene KLHL12). Gene Ontology annotation, molecular function: protein binding. Bases 83 to 2131 code for a protein of 682 amino acids. NCBI's taxonomy places the organism in Eukaryota, Metazoa, Chordata, Mammalia, Carnivora, Felidae. Gene Ontology annotation, biological process: COPII vesicle coat assembly; protein monoubiquitination. The record is from RefSeq and is a predicted model, not a curated record. Gene Ontology annotation, cellular component: COPII-coated ER to Golgi transport vesicle. The transcript has 12 exons.